UCUCUAACCCUUACAUUUUUUUUAUUUAGAAAAAUGGCAGAGAAACCUGAAGAUCUGAAUCUACCGACUUCAAUUGUCACAAAAAUUAUCAAGGAUUGUCUACCUCCAAACUGUAAAGUUUCAAAGGAAGCAAAUGCUGCAAUUGCCAAGGCAGCCAGCGUAUUUAUCCUGUACACAACCUCCAGUGCUAAUGCAGUUGCACAGAAGAGCAGUAGGAAAACCAUAUCUGGUCAGGAUGUGAUUUCAGCGAUGGGUGAGAUGGAGUUUGAUAAGUUUGUUCGACCCCUGGAGAAUAGUUUAGCGAGUAAGUUCAACUUUUCAAAAACAAAGUAA
Eurytemora carolleeae is the source of this 333-nucleotide messenger RNA. It is a transcript of the gene Chrac-14, whose product is annotated as DNA polymerase epsilon subunit 3. Gene Ontology annotation, cellular component: CHRAC; epsilon DNA polymerase complex. Bases 34 to 333 code for a protein of 99 amino acids. Gene Ontology annotation, molecular function: chromatin DNA binding; protein heterodimerization activity. Lineage: Eukaryota; Metazoa; Arthropoda; Copepoda; Calanoida; Temoridae. Gene Ontology annotation, biological process: leading strand elongation; DNA damage response; heterochromatin formation. The record is from RefSeq and is a predicted model, not a curated record. The transcript has 4 exons.